Messenger RNA from Mesitornis unicolor (brown roatelo), 1533 nucleotides. Its product is annotated as thioredoxin reductase 3-like. Gene Ontology annotation, cellular component: cytosol; mitochondrion. The annotation marks the transcript as partial. The transcript is spliced from 13 exons. NCBI's taxonomy places the organism in Eukaryota, Metazoa, Chordata, Aves, Mesitornithiformes, Mesitornithidae. Gene Ontology annotation, biological process: cellular response to oxidative stress; cell redox homeostasis; glutathione metabolic process. The record is from RefSeq and is a predicted model, not a curated record. Gene Ontology annotation, molecular function: flavin adenine dinucleotide binding; glutathione-disulfide reductase (NADPH) activity; thioredoxin-disulfide reductase (NADPH) activity.
AUGGGCUUGCCCAUCCCGCCGCCGGUCCAGACCCAGCUCCCGGAUUGGGACGGCCUGAAGCUCCAGGUGCGGACCCUCAUCGCCUCCCACCGCGUCAUGAUCUUCAGCAAGAGCUACUGCCCCUAUUGCAACAAGGUGAAGGAACUGUUCCGCUCUCUGCGUGUGGAUUAUUAUGCCUUGGAACUGGAUGUAGUUGCUGAUGGACCCAGUAUUCAGCAAGUGUUAGCAGAGCUAACAAAUCAGAGGACAGUGCCUAAUGUAUUUGUGAAUGGAACGCAUGUAGGCGGCUGUGAUUCAACUUACCAGGCUUAUCAGGAUGGAUCACUGCAGAAACUUCUUGGGGAUAGCAAAAUUGCGGAACCUUAUGAUUAUGAUCUCAUUAUUAUUGGUGGUGGCUCAGGUGGACUUGCGUGUUCCAAGGAAGCUGCUGCCUUGGGAAAGAAGGUAAUGGUAUUGGAUUAUGUUGUUCCAACACCUCUUGGAACUUCAUGGGGACUUGGUGGCACAUGUGUAAAUGUAGGUUGCAUUCCUAAGAAGCUAAUGCAUCAAGCAGCACUUCUGGGUCAGGCGCUCCAAGAUUCAAGGAAAUAUGGGUGGCAGUAUGAAGAACAAGUUAAACACAACUGGGAGGUUAUGGUAGAAGCAAUUCAAAACUACAUUGGUUCUUUAAACUGGGGCUAUCGAGUCUCCUUAAGAGAGAAGUCUGUGACGUACCUCAAUUCUUACGGGGAAUUCAUUGAACCACACAAAAUUAAGGCAACUAAUAGAAAAGGACAAGUAACCUAUCACACAGCAGAGACUUUUGUCCUGGCAACGGGAGAAAGGCCUAGAUACUUGGGUAUCCCUGGUGAUAAAGAAUAUUGUAUUACAAGUGAUGACCUCUUCUCCCUGCCUUACUGCCCUGGCAAAACUCUCGUUGUGGGUGCUUCCUAUGUGGCUCUGGAGUGCGCAGGAUUUCUCGCUGGUCUGGGGCUGGAUGUGACAGUGAUGGUGCGUUCCAUACUCCUUCGGGGCUUUGACCAAGAAAUGGCAGAAAGAAUAGGUGCCUACAUGGAAACGCAUGGCGUGAAGUUCAUCAGGAAGUUUGUACCUGUGCAGGUUGAACGGCUGGAGGAAGGCAUGCCUGGAAGACUGAAGGUGACAGCAAAGUCUACUGAGGGACCAGAAAUCUUUGAAGAAGAAUAUAACACUGUUUUGAUAGCUAUUGGUCGUGAUGCAUGUACCAGAAACAUUGGUUUAGAGACAAUUGGUGUCAAAAUCAAUGAGAAAAAUGGGAAAGUACCUGUAAAUGAUGAAGAACAAACCAAUGUGCCUUAUGUUUACGCUAUUGGGGAUAUAUUGGAUGGAAAGCUUGAGCUUACUCCAGUUGCCAUUCAAGCAGGGAAACUGCUUGCCCGCAGGCUUUAUGGUGGUAGUUCCACAAAGUGUGACUAUAUCAAUGUACCAACGACAGUGUUUACUCCUUUAGAGUAUGGCAGCUGUGGGUUAGCUGAAGAAAGAGCCGUAGAGGAAUACGGAAAGCAAAACUUGGAG